AUGCCGUUUGGCUUAACAAACGCCCCUAGCACUUUCAUGAGACUUAUGAACCAUGUCUUGCGGUCGUUCAUAUGCGUUUUUGUUGUUGUGUACUUUGAUGAUAUCUUAGUCUAUAGCAAGAACUUGGCUGAGCACUUAGAGCAUUUGCGGUUAGUCUUAGAAGUGCUUAGGAAGGAGCAAUUGUUUGGGAACUUGAAAAAGUGUACUUUUUGCGCGGAUAGUGUUGUGUUCCUAGGCUUUGUCGUAGGUGCCAAUGGGAUCCAGGUCGACGAAGAGAAGAUCAAGGCGAUCAAAGACUGGCCCAGUCCCAAGACGGUUGGAGAGGUCCGAAGCUUUCAUGGCCUGGCCGGUUUCUACCGAUGGUUUGUAAAGGACUUCAGUACCAUAGCAGCGCCUCUCACCGAAGUAAUCAAAAAGGUCGUUGAAUUUAAAUGGGGCACGGCACAAGAAGAGGCAUUCCAACUCCUUAAAAACAGGCUAACUCAUGCACCUCUCCUUUCUUUGCCUGAUUUUAUGAAAACCUUUGAAAUUGAGUGUGAUGCCUCUGGUGUAGGUAUUGGUGCGGUCCUAAUGCAAGAGAAGCGGCCUAUUGCCUACUUCAGUGAAAAGCUUGGUGGCGCGACCUUGAACUAUCCCACCUACGACAAGGAGCUUUAUGCCUUGGUCCGUGCGCUCCAAACCUGGCAACACUACCUCUGGCCAAAAGAGUUUGUGAUUCAUACGGAUCAUCAAUCUCUUAAACACCUCAAGGGCCAGCAGAAACUGAAUAAGCGGGAAGCUCAUGGCGGCGGUUUGAUGGGACACUUUGGAGUGGCCAAGACUCUUAGUGUGGUCCAGGAUCAUUUCUUCAGGCCGCACAUGAAAAGAGAUGUGGAAAGAAUUUGCGGCCGAUGCAUCACCUGUAAGUAUGCGAAAUCCAAAAGCCAAUCCCCAGGAUUGCCAAGAACUAGGACGGGUCGGGAUUCUGUCUUUGUUGUGGUCGAUAGGUUCUCAAAAAUGGCGCACUUUAUACUUUGUCAUAAGACUGAUGAUGCGUCUAAUGUGGCUGACUUGUUCUUUAGAGAAGUGGUUAGGUUGCAUGGAAUGCCUAGGACUAUAGUUUCUGACCGUACUAAGUUAUGCUUUUCCACCACUUGCCACCCACAGACCGACGGCCAAACCGAGGUCGUUAAUAAAACCUUGUCUGCACUACUUCGUUCUGUUAUUAAAAAGAAUCUUAGGACGUGGGAAGAUUGUCUACCACAUGUAGAAUUUGCUUAUAACCAUGCGGUUCAUUCAACUACAUUGUUCUCCCCGUUUCAAAUGGUUUAUGGUUUUAACCCUCUUACUCCUCUUGAUCUUACGCCUUUACCUUUAUCUGAGCGUGUAAGUAUGGAUGGGAAGAAAAAGGCCGAGCUUGUCAAGCAGAUUCAUGAGAAGGCCAAGCAGAACAUUGAAAGAAAGACCGAGUUUUACAAGUUUCCGGAGGAAAGAAAGUCCAAGUUAUUGCCUCGUGUGGAUGGUCCCUUUACGGUCCUUGACCGGAUCAAUGACAAUGCCUACAAGAUUGACUUACGAGAUGGACCAGACUUGAGGACAAGUCCUUUCCAAGAGGGGGAGGAUGAUACGAUCAUGGACCCAGAGGACGACCCAAACAAUGGAAUCGAGGUUCCGGAAGCACAUUUGGCCGUACCGGAUGGACCCAUGACGCGAUCCAGAGCUAAGAAGCUGGCAGGGACGGUUCAGGCUGUACUUAAUGGAAUCAAGAUCGAACCAGGCGACCCAGCAUCACCCAAGAUUGUGACCGUGCUCAUGAACGCCGGCUGUAACUAA
Eutrema salsugineum is the source of this 1812-nucleotide messenger RNA. RefSeq lists its product as uncharacterized. The transcript has 6 exons. Lineage: Eukaryota; Viridiplantae; Streptophyta; Magnoliopsida; Brassicales; Brassicaceae. The record is from RefSeq and is a predicted model, not a curated record. The coding region runs from base 1 to 1812 and encodes 603 amino acids. Gene Ontology annotation, molecular function: nucleic acid binding.